CCAGAACCGAGCCCAAGGGCGCCGCGACGGUCCCGGCCGCGCGACGCCCCGACAGUCGCUCGAAAGCCGUCGGUCGAAUUCCGAGCAGGUGCGCGCCGCGGCAAGAUGGCGGGCGCAGUGCCGUGUCGCGCCUUCGUCGUCUUGAGGCUCGAGAUAACGCGCGUCCUGAGUGCGACGCCCCUGACAGCGGCCAGGAAAUACCGUAACGAAACUUGGUGCAGGAGAUGGUGGAGCAACACGCAGAGAGGUCUUUCGACGAGUGCAGGUUCCUUUGCUCCAGUUCUGAGCCCGAUCCUGAGGAAGGACGCGAAGGAAGGGAGGCAACCGAAGGACUCAAAGGACACCAGAGACCCUAGGGUCCCCAAGGACCUGAAAAACCCUAGGGGCAUUCGCGAGAAAACUGCGAUCACCGCCGAGAGCAUCGAGGCUUCCGAGUUUUUACAUCCAAAGAGCAGAGAGAGAAAGAGGAAGAGGGAAAGGUCCGGAGACACGAGCUGCACAGGAAGGUCCGGUGGAAAACCGGAAGUACGAGAAAGCCCGACACGCAGUGACCCGAUAAAGGAACGCAAGCGUAAAAAGCGCCACGACAAUCAGGUGGCUGUGUCCUACUACCGAGGAUUGCCCAGGAUCACUGUUCCGUUGACGUCCAGGAAGGAGAAAUGCGUCUUCAACCUGAAGCCCAUCACGCACACGGUCGGCGACUUCUUGGAUAUGUUGAAGAAGGAGGAUCCAGGGAUCGACCGAGCCACCGUGUACACGAUAAAUGGGACGAGAAUAUCUGCAGGGACAACGAUAGAGUGCCUGCUGGAGGAGGACUUCCGGUUGGUGGUGAACGACGUGGAGUACGUCGUAACUCCACCUAGGCUAGAGAGGCACACAAUGGAGGAGCUGGAAAAGCUGAACGAAGUGCGCACCCUCGUGAGCCAGCUUUACGACCACCUCCACGUGCGCGAGCACAACGCCGACCUGGAGAAACAGGUGGUCAGCCAGCUGGAGGAGCUUCGUCUGGAACUGGAACCCCUGGAGCAGAAGCGCGCAGAGCUCGAGGUCACCGCCGAGAGAAGAGCGACGUUCUCGACGUGGAUAGGGUUGUUCCUGAUGUCGGUGCAGUUCGGGAUCCUGGCCAGGUUGACCUGGUGGGAAUAUUCCUGGGACAUCAUGGAGCCGAUUACCUACUUCGUGACUUAUGGCACCGCCAUGGCGUACUACAUAUACUUCCUCCUGACGCGGGAAGAAUACAUGAUGCCGGACGUGCUGAACAGGCGGCACUUGCUGGUGCUCCACAAGAAGGCGAAGAAGGAGGGCCUGGACCUGAACUACUACAACGACUUGAAGGAUCAGGCCUACGAGCUGGAGACCAUGUUGAAGAUCCUGCGAGGACCCCUCCACGAGAAGAAGCAGAUCCUGGAGCAGAAGCGGCAGAACAGGGACAGUUCCAGCAGCUCGAGGUCGCCGAGCUCGUCGCCCAGUCCAAGUCCUAGUCCAAGUCCGGAGAGAAGCGUCCCCAAGAAAGCGACCGUGGUCCCGGCGAUGCCCAGCUAAUUCCACGGGGUCCUAUCCGGAAACCUAGAGAGGAGGAUCCUGGAGAAUGAUGAUCCUGAAGAAUGAAGAUGACCCCGAAGAACGAGGAUUAAUGUACGGUCCAGAGUGUUUAGUCAUUAAUCGUUAUAUCGUUUCAUCGAAACACAUCAUCCGUAAAUGUCCUAAUUGCUGGUGACGUGUUUCCUCCACGGAGAUUUGUAUGACGUACCCAGAGCUCAAACGAAUUUGGACUUGCCUGAGACGGAAUGUCUGGACUUCACUUUUGACAAUGGUCAUGUCGAUCCAGCUUAACGUGUCGCCUGGUUAUUUAUUCAAAGCCUGGGUCUCUUUUUCGCUCUCUAAAUAACGCGCAGAGGGAAUUCCCGGGGAUCCUUCUGCAAGUUGCAAACGCCGAGGAUUCCGGCAAAUCUGGAAAUUAACGAAACUUUUCUUAGGGAUAAAUUCAUUAUAAUAUAUAUUGAUUGAUAUUCCGACUCGAAACAUACAGGGGAGCAAAUUAUCGAAUUCUGAUCCAUCGAUCAGUAGAAUUAACAACGAAUAAUGAAAAAGAUUAACGAGAUCCGCAAUGUAGGAACCAAACGCAGAAAGGACAUUGCGAUUUCACGUAGCCAGAAUUUCAAGUCCUGAAUAAACGAACGUUUUUACCGUUUUUCCUUUUACUGUUUAUAAUCACAGGCUGAAGAGUUCAUCUCUGCAGUGAGUUUCUCAUUGCGGUAUAAAUUGCAGACAUUCUCGAUGAAUACAAUAAUCUAUUUCCGUGAUUAACUUGGACGUUGAUUGAAACUCUUCCAAGGGAGUCGACGUAACCUAAUCAGCCCUUACUUAUUACUCGUUCGUCGAUUUGCUCAUUUCAUUUCGCACAAGCUGAGCAGAAAAUACAGAACAAAGAAAAAGUAAGUAGCAUUUUAAAUAUCAGAAACACUGCAAUUCAUUUUGAAAAAGUCCUGACAUUUUAACCCUCGAUCAAAAGUACAUUGAGGUUAAGUGAGAAUUAUGAAAUCACUCGACAAUGUUUUCCAUAACUUUUUUGCGUGUACACUGUCAGAUAUACAUAACAUUUCUUUUUGUAUCGUGUAUUUUCACAAAUAAUCCUUAUACGUCACCUUUCAAAUACUAUCGUUCAAACUUCGUUAAAAAAUAUGUGAUAUUUAAAAUGAUACCUACUUGUGCGAAACUCAGUAUAUAUUAAUAUUGUUCUGUUCUGUGAUUUCUGCUCUCUGGCACAAACAAUGUUGUGAUACUUCUCCUAGGUGUUCAUUUGCAAUGCCUACGGAUCGGUUCGAACGAACUUAACGAUUAAGUAACGUAUAAGUUACUUCGAGUUUUAUCGUUGGUCCUCUUUUUAAUGUCGCGCUCGCCUGUACAGACUUUACUACUAUUACUAUUAACUACAACUAUCGAGAUUACUAUUACUAAAAUUUUAGGGAACUUCCUUAGCGUUCCGAAGGUGACAAGGGAGACACGAGUGUAAUUCUGUAAAACAAGAAUUAUCUGCUAUUCUUUUACACUGGUGAAAACGUUCCACGUUACUUGUCUGAUAUAUAGAUUUAAUGUAAUUUAACUUAUUUAAUUUAAUUUAAUUAACAAUCAUUGCUUUCGCAAUGUAUUAUUUUAUUUUUGUUAACAAUGUUUUGAUUUGUAUGUAAAUUGCUAUGACAUGUGAGUCUAAGAUGUUGUGCAGAUCAAAUUGUUUUUGUGAUGCAAGAUGAAAUGAAUCAAGUGGGAAUAAGUCUCCUUUGUAAACCUCCGAUCUUGUCAUUGAGACACUUAUCGCCUUUGCAACAUAAUCUAACGGAGCCUCCAGUAAUCCUAUCAGACUAUACUAUUUAAUUAAUAGACUAUUGCUGCUACCGUUAAUGAAUAGAGGCUAACAAUCUUCCAUGAAAGUACCCUGUAAUGGCGUUUAAAUUCUAAGCAUAGAUAAGUAGGCACUUUUUCUAGACAAAGUUAAGGGGACGCAAUACCCCACAUCGCUUUCUCAAAAGCCUCGAUCACACUGUUCCAUCCGUCCGCAAUAUAACGAUUCGCUCAUUCAACAAAUUUGGAUGGAAAUCUGAAAGAGAGUAUCGGAUGAAUAUUUAUAAAUAACGAAUACUUAAAACGAUGCUCUGUACUUAAAGCAGUUAUUCUGCGGGAACCACUGCUAGGCAACUGCGUCAUUUGAACUUACUUUCGACUUUACACAUUGCACGUAAAACAAAGGAGUGGACCGAGUCAUUCUUUCCUUCCAAAAUUCUGUCUUUCUAGAUUAUCACAAAUCGCAGUCAACUAAUUCACUGCGUUGAAAAUUUGAUCUUCCUGUUUAACCUAAAUUUCGGUCUUCCUCAUCUUCCCAGCCAAAUGUUUAUACAGCGAAGAGCCUUUCGGAACACUUUGUACACGAACUCAUGUGUGAUUCGCACUUCUGCAUACAUAUAUAUAUAUACUCUCUAGCGUUACACAAUUCUUCCGAGCUUAUUAACAAAUGCCUAACUCUUUCUAAUAUUAAUUAGGCUAUCGAUAAAAAAAGUCCGACUAGGAAUUUCUUUCAGUUUCGCGAGUCAUCGGACUUGCAUCAAAUCAGUAAUCGAGCAGCUUCUGCACCAUUUUGCACAGUAAUGAUAUCAUCGAUGAAGAAAAAAGAAAUAAAAUCCUCUGACUUAACCAGGAAAUAUCCAUCUGUGACCAAAAUAACGUCGAUGAGUUCCAACGAGACUUGUACUGUGCAAGAUGGUGGUAUUCGUGAUUCUCCUUAAAGUAUAGUACUUAAUCGAUGAUUUUGCAUCGUUUGACGUUCUCUCUACGCUGCGUAUGAUAAUGAAAAUAUUGCGAACACUUUGAGGGAACUUUCCAAAAUUAGAAUUAUCCUGACAAGUCGUUCGAAAUCCAUCCGGUGAACACUUGCCUAAGUUAUUAUACUUUCUCUGUAUAUAUGAUAUAUAAAAAUCCGGAAAUGUCAGAAAAAAAUA
Molecule: messenger RNA, 4490 nt
Organism: Orussus abietinus
Lineage: Eukaryota; Metazoa; Arthropoda; Insecta; Hymenoptera; Orussidae
Gene: MCU
Product: calcium uniporter protein, mitochondrial
Exons: 9
Coding region: 106-1542 (478 amino acids)
Biological process (GO): calcium import into the mitochondrion; mitochondrial calcium ion homeostasis
Cellular component (GO): uniplex complex; mitochondrial inner membrane
Molecular function (GO): calcium channel activity; uniporter activity
Source: RefSeq, a predicted model, not a curated record